Messenger RNA from Aureobasidium subglaciale EXF-2481, 1188 nucleotides. RefSeq lists its product as uncharacterized. The transcript has 2 exons. Gene Ontology annotation, molecular function: S-methyl-5-thioribose-1-phosphate isomerase activity. Lineage: Eukaryota; Fungi; Ascomycota; Dothideomycetes; Dothideales; Saccotheciaceae. The record is from RefSeq and is a predicted model, not a curated record. Bases 1 to 1188 code for a protein of 395 amino acids.
AUGGUCCUUGAAGCAAUCAAAUACAGUCGCGGCAAGCUAGACAUUCUGGACCAGCUCCAGCUGCCUCACACCGAAGUCUACAAUGAGGUCAAGUCUGCUCAGGAUGCAUGGCACGCCAUCAAGGAGAUGAGAACUCGCGGCGCUCCUGCCAUCGCUAUUGUUGCUGCGCUUGGUUUGGCCGUCGAACUCGAACUCAUUGCAGGAAAGAACGAGUUGUCGAGCUUUGCGGAAGAAGUGGAAGUUUUUACCAAGGAAAAGCUUGAGUAUCUCGUCACUAGCAGACCAACCGCCGUAAACUUGGCAGAUGCUGCCAGAAAGCUGCAAAAGAUUGUGCAGAAUGCUGCCAAAGCUGAGCAUGCUUCAGGCACUUCUGUCAAGAACGCAUACGUUGAGGCUGCUGAGCAAAUGCUGGUCGACGAUGUCUCGGACAACAAGGCUAUAGGUGAGAACGGUGCCGACUGGAUCCUCAAGAAUGCUGCUGGAGGCAAGGAUCAAGUCAGCAUCUUGACUCACUGUAACACUGGAUCUUUGGCGACUGCUGGUUACGGUACCGCUCUGGGAGUCAUUCGCUCUGUGCACGCUAGAGGAUCGCUGAAGAGAGCCUUCUGCAGCGAGACCAGACCUUACAAUCAGGGAUCGCGUUUGACUGCUUUCGAGUUGGUGCACGAUAAGAUUCCCGCAACUCUUGUCACUGACUCGAUGGCUGCUGCACUACUCCGCCUGAAGGGACCUACCGAGAACAUUGCAGCAAUCGUGGUUGGAGCUGACCGCGUGGCCGCCAACGGAGACACUGCCAACAAGAUUGGUACCUACUCGCUUGCAAUCUUGGCCAAGCACCAUGGAGUCAAGUUCUUGGUGGCAGCACCACGAACAACCAUCGACCUCGAGACCAAGUCUGGAGCGGAUAUUGUGAUCGAGGAGAGAGCAGGCAAGGAAAUGACCAUGAUCAAGGGACCUGUCUUCAAGGGGGCCUCUCUUGAUUUGCAGCAGAUCGAGACGGUCAGCAUCGCGGCCAACGGUAUCGACGUAUGGAACCCAGCAUUCGACGUCACACCGGCAGAGUUGAUUGAUGGAGUGGUGACUGAGAAGGGAGUGGUGGAGAAGGGCUCAGAUGGAGUGUUCCAUUUCGAGGACAUCUUUGCGGCCUCGGGCUCUGAAGUGAAGCCCACAACUGUCGGUGGCCUUUGA